Messenger RNA from Bombina bombina (fire-bellied toad), 977 nucleotides. It is a transcript of the gene OIP5, whose product is annotated as Opa interacting protein 5. The transcript has 5 exons. Gene Ontology annotation, biological process: CENP-A containing chromatin assembly; chromosome segregation. Bases 36 to 569 code for a protein of 177 amino acids. Gene Ontology annotation, cellular component: nucleus; chromosome, centromeric region; chromatin. The record is from RefSeq and is a predicted model, not a curated record. NCBI's taxonomy places the organism in Eukaryota, Metazoa, Chordata, Amphibia, Anura, Bombinatoridae.
UUCUCUGGCUGUAUUUACGAUUGCUGAGCAGAGCUAUGGAUAAAGCAAACUUGCCAGUGCCUGAGCAGCACGGGUGUCUGCGGCCUGAGGACUGCGCGGUAUUCAUGUGCAGAAACUGUUACUCGGUGCUAGGAGAUUCCCUCAGCGUGUGCACGGAAGAGCAGAGUCUUGGCGUUCUAGCCUGCCUGAGAGUUACAGAUGAUGUGAAUGUAGGAGAAUCUUUACUCUUUGGAAAGGAUGGUGUACUGAAAGGGUGUGCCUAUCAUCCACUGCAGUGCCGUACAUGUGGGAGCAGCAUUGGUUUCAACAUGUAUUCUGCAUUUCGGACCUACGCUUACCUUCGGGGCUUGUUCUGCAUCUUCAAAGACAGUGUUUCUUGCUAUCUUUUAAAAUCGAAAAUGAUGACAUCAGGACAUGAAUUACGGUUUGAGCUCUCAAGCCUGCAAGGACACAUAAAACAACUUAAAGAAGAUUUGGUGAAGAUGCACAGUCGAUUGCAGUACUUACUGGUUCAGUUGGAGCAACCCACAGACGUCUUGCUUACAAACCAUGGCAUGAACUCUAAAUAAUACCCUGAACUCUCUCUGGGGCAUAUUUUACCCUGAGGCAUAUUAACUAAACUGAUGCAAUCCAUUUUUCUAAAAAUGAUGUAUUGGGCAAUUGUAUUUUACUUUUUAAUUUGUCAAGUCUUUUUCUGCUGGUGGUAAUUCAGUUCCUCGGGUCUGACCUAUAUUAGUCGUCGGCUGCUGUGGCACCCUUGGUUUAGGAAGCACAUGUAUGCAUGUCUAUGGAUGUAUAUGAGGGUAUGUAUAUAAACACAUAUAUAUUCCUAAGAAUUCUUAAAGUAAAUAGAUAUUACCUUAUUAGUCAUUUUGAAUAAUAGCUGCUUUUAGGGUAUAAAAAAAGCUGAUUUUUAAAGUAUCCCAGUCUGAUGCAAUCACUCAUUUCAAUAAAAAUCCAGUGCUAUGUAAUAUAAA